This is a messenger RNA of Penaeus indicus, 2811 nucleotides long. Its product is annotated as zinc finger CCCH-type with G patch domain-containing protein-like. Gene Ontology annotation, biological process: negative regulation of transcription by RNA polymerase II. Lineage: Eukaryota; Metazoa; Arthropoda; Malacostraca; Decapoda; Penaeidae. Gene Ontology annotation, cellular component: nucleus. The record is from RefSeq and is a predicted model, not a curated record. The coding region runs from base 128 to 2095 and encodes 655 amino acids. Gene Ontology annotation, molecular function: metal ion binding; RNA polymerase II cis-regulatory region sequence-specific DNA binding; DNA-binding transcription repressor activity, RNA polymerase II-specific. The transcript has 13 exons.
UCCCUGCCCGUCGAGGAAGCCGAAUCGUAAACAAACUGCAGUUGAGCCCGAGAAUCACGGAAAGCGAUGUCGUCUUCAUAAUUCUAAGAUAUUUACAUGACUUAUCGUGGCUCAUCAGUUUUUAGUCAUGGCAACAGAGGAGCUCCUGGCAUCAAUAGAAAUUUAUCAAAAACAGUUGAAGGAGAUUGAAGGGGCACUAUCAUCAGCUGAGGAGGCAGAGAAACAGCAGCUUCAAGAACUUCAGGCAAACCUCUUGCAGUUGCUGGAUCUCACAUUGCAGCAACUGAACCAGCAGUCGCAGCUAAAGGAGGAGGAGCCUCAGCAGCACACUUCAGGCAGUCGAAACUCAGAUGACUCCAGCCAGUCAGCCUCUGACAAGUCUUCUUCAUCUUGCGAUGAUAAGAAUUUGGAUGAUGAAUUUGCAUUGUUUCAGUCAGAGAUUGCAGACAUUGCAGGUACAGCAGGUGAGGAGGAGAAGGCAGAUUCCAAAUACUCCAAGGAAGAACUGUUGGCCGUAGAGGGAACACACUGCCGAGCCCCUUUCGUGGAGAAGUGGGGCGGCCACACAUAUCAUAAUGCAGUUGUCCUCAGCAUUGUUACACAGGAUGAUGGAGACAUUGACUUGAAUGAGCCUGAGGUCCAAGUGCUGUUUAGUCAGCCUACCUGCAGAGAAAUGUUAACUUGUCGUUUUUUCUUGUCUGGAAGGUGCAAGUAUUCAGACGAUAAGUGUCGUUUCUCUCAUGGGAUGAAGGUGCCAUUUUGUGACAUCAAGGAAUAUAGGGACCCAGACCUCAGUGCUCUAGACUCUGGAAGCCGUGUCUUGGUACAGCACACAGAUGACCUCUGGACAAAUGCCACAGUGCAGGAUAUACUGGAGGAUAGAUCAGCCUUUUGUGUGAAAAUGGAUCAUAGUAAAGCUGUGGCGGAAGUGAAACCCAACCAGAUUAUUCCCCUUCACCAAGAGGAAGAGGACACUGAGAAAUAUGAGGCUGACAGUCCUAGUGAAGAAGACAGCAGUGAUGAUGAACAGACAGUGUUCGUCCCAACAACAAACUGGUUACAGAAUUCAUUUUCACAGCGACUUGGCGAGUGGGAAAAACAUACUAAUGUAAGCUUUGUUAAAAAUAUGUUCUCUGCAUUCACUUUGUUUCUUACUAGGGACCCAGACCUCAGUGCUCUAGACUCUGGAAGCCGUGUCUUGGUACAGCACACAGAUGACCUCUGGACAAAUGCCACAGUGCAGGAUAUACUGGAGGAUAGAUCAGCCUUUUGUGUGAAAAUGGAUCAUAGUAAAGCUGUGGCGGAAGUGAAACCCAACCAGAUUAUUCCCCUUCACCAAGAGGAAGAGGACACUGAGAAAUAUGAGGCUGACAGUCCUAGUGAAGAAGACAGCAGUGAUGAUGAACAGACAGUGUUCGUCCCAACAACAAACUGGUUACAGAAUUCAUUUUCACAGCGACUUGGCGAGUGGGAAAAACAUACUAAUGGCAUUGCUUCGAAACUGAUGGCCAAAAUGGGCUAUGUUAUUGGGACAGGCUUAGGCCCAACUGGCGAAGGACGAGUAGAACCUGUUUCUGCAUAUGUUUAUCCUCAGGGAGUUUCUCUUGAUCGGUGCAUGGAGCUUCGUGAGGCUUCAAAUGGUGAAGAGAUGCUGCAGGUAGAGAAGCGAUUGGACAGACAACGCAGGAUUGAAGAAGCAAAGUCUGUGCAGGCAGCCGAGAGAUUACGUGCCAGGACAUCUGUUUUUGAUAUCAUAAAUAAGAAAUUAGGAAGCAAAGGACAAGAGACAGAGGACGAUGAAGCAGCCCCAAAGCAGCGAUUAAAUGUCUGCAAGACAGUCCUUCAGAAAGACACUAACAAGGAUCUAAACCGGAAGAAUUACCAGUUAAGUGAGAACAUUCGUCAACUGCAAAGAGAGAUCACCAAGUUGGAGGGAUCACGAGAUCGUCAGAGUGGAAACAAAACGGCUGCAGAUAUCAUUAGCACCAAAAUACUGGCUAAGAAAGCAGAACUACAGCGAGCACAGGAUGCGGAGCGAAAGGUCCAAGGGGAGCAGCAAAGCAGAAGAGAUGCUAAAAAAUUUAGUGUGUUCUAAAAGGGUUAUUGUUCAUGUUAGAAUCAACUCACCUCAUUUGUAUAUAUUUUCAUGAAUAGGAAUUUGCAGAGUGCUUUUAAUUGCUGUCCUAUCUGGAUUAUCAUUAUUACUAUUUAUUAUUACAAAUAUUAUCAUUAUUAACCCAAUGCCGCCACGGAAAAUGAACAAAAAAUGGGGAAAAUACUGUGCUCAUUUUUUAUAUUUUUGUGAAAUGUCUCUGCACAUAGAUGGCUCUGCUAUUGCUUAGCCACAAAGGAGUCAGUUAGUAGCCCUUGUGACCUUACCUGAUUUCACCUUUCCUUGAAUUAGUGGGAAAAACAUUUUUACUAGUGCUAUGAAUAUCAAUGGUGUUAUUUUUAUUAUAAACAUUAUAAUUACUGUAAUGUUAUAAACAUUAGUAACAGCAAAAUAAGAUAGUGUUAAACAUUUUCCUAAAUCAAGGAAAAGGGUAAACGGGCGAUACAGGCAGUACUCGUAAUUGGCUCAUUGGUACAAUUGCAGCCAUAUAUGUUGUAAAACAAUUAAACAAGUAAACUCCCAGUGGGCAUGGCAUGUACGUACAUGCCAUGCUCGUCGGCAAUGGGUUAAGUCAUAUGUUAUGUUUGUAGUAUUUACCUCAUGCUUUAUAUGAAGGAUAAUUAGAUAUAAUACAAGUGUAAGUAACCAUGAAAUGCAUAUACAAUAUAAUGAUAAUGACAAUAAAUUUUGUUUUUAAA